AUGCCGCGGACUGGAGCUCACUCGAGCGAAUGGCCAAGUUCUUCGAAGUUGAAUAUGAGGGAAAAACAAAAUUGUUUGUGGCGAAACGUGUUGCUCUACGGCUCGAUGAUGAAAUUGAAAAACUGAAGGAAGCCGAAGUCGUGCCGUACCUCAAGGACGUAAAAGAAAUGCUGACAGAGAAACCCCAUGGCAUCAAGAACGAUGAAGAAGAUGGUAAGCCAGUUCUAAGUGAUUCAAAACCUCCUCCCGUAGCGAAGGAAGAUCCUGUUCAAAAACUACUAGCGACUAGCGCUUUACGUAGACAGUUUAAGAUCAGUGGUCAAAUCGGGGAACCCGAGCAGAAAGACAAAAUUAGUUUUUCUUCCCUUAUGCGUCAAAUUCAAAUGGGGUUGGCCCAAGGUUAUGGCGAGAGUGAAAUUGUUGAUGGUGUUAUUCGCUCAAUUACACCUGGCAUGGUACUUAGGAGUUACCUCGAAACUUACGAAGAUUUGACAUUGGAUCGGUUAAAGAAAAUUCUCCGUAGCCACUAUGGUGCAAAGAAUACAUCAGAACUCUAUCAAACACUGGCAUCCCUAUGUCAGAGCCCAAAGGAGUCACCCCAGGCAUUUUUGAUGAAUGCUCUUGAUCUGAGGCAACAAAUCCUGUUUGCAUGUGGUGAAGAAGAAGGUGAAAUAUCCCUACAGUAUGACUCCGGACACAUACAACGUCUGUUUCUUCGGUCAGUAGAAACUGGUUUACAGGAUGAAAGUAUUCGUGCUAAGAUUCGCCCAUUCCUGAAGGACUCAAAUGUGACAGAUGAAGUGUUGAUGCAACAGAUGAGCAUGGCUACGUCAGCAGAAAAGGAAAGGGACAAGAAGCUUAAGAAUAAUACCAAGACCAAACAACCACCAUUAUCAGUGUCUGCGGUAUCUGAUGGCCCACCUAAAGAAAAAGGAAGGAGGCAAGAAGAACAGCCCUCAGAAUGA
Molecule: messenger RNA, 965 nt
Organism: Porites lobata
Lineage: Eukaryota; Metazoa; Cnidaria; Anthozoa; Scleractinia; Poritidae
Source: the annotation of a GenBank genome assembly